Eublepharis macularius is the source of this 6832-nucleotide messenger RNA. RefSeq names its product NAC-alpha domain-containing protein 1-like. NCBI's taxonomy places the organism in Eukaryota, Metazoa, Chordata, Lepidosauria, Squamata, Eublepharidae. The transcript is spliced from 9 exons. Gene Ontology annotation, biological process: protein targeting to membrane. Bases 17 to 6703 code for a protein of 2228 amino acids. The record is from RefSeq and is a predicted model, not a curated record. Gene Ontology annotation, cellular component: cytoplasm; nascent polypeptide-associated complex.
AUUGCUCAUCUAUUUGAUGAGUCAUGCAGAUGGCUGUUGGAAUACCUCCGCUUCUUCUACGCCAAGUGGCGAUGCCCUGACUCCGCUGCAGCUCUCCCCGAUGGCUGUCCCUGCCUGCCAGGCGGAUGCCGCACUGGAUCCCGCCCUGCGUGGCAAAGGAGUGCCAGCCUUCCAGCCAGCCAAGAAAGAAGACCGGCCUCAACCGGAAGGAGCCAGCUGCGACACAGCGGUUGGUGGGGCGGCGGCUGGCCGGGCAGCCCUGAGUGAAUGUGGCCACGUCCUGAUGGAACCGGACCCCAAAGCCGGGCAGGGCCCCCCGAAGAGCCUUGGAGCCCCUCUGGCAAGUGUGGACACGCUGGAUGCUAGGGUAGUUAUGGGGGAGGAGACGCAGUGCCUCAGUGCGGAGGAAGACGUGGGGGGAGCUGAGCCACAGGCGCUGGAAACGGAAGCCGGCUCCGGUGACCCAGAGCAGAACAAUGUGGACGAUCAGGCCCCGGAGGCCGCCGAGGAGCUCCCCACAAAGCCCCCCCAUCAGGUAGCGAAAGACCUGAGCCUGUCUCUGCCAGGCCUCCUGCAGCCUCCGGAGCUGGAGGCGGUGGCAGCGGCAUCCCACUCUCAGGACGACCCUACGGCCGAUGUGCCUUCCCCGUCUCCUGCACUUGCCAAAGACCUUCCCACAGAGCUGGCCGAGGCCCAGCCGUUGCCUCUCAAGAACACGUGCGGCCUGGAUCCCGAGCUCUACUUCACGGCUCCCUCGACCCCCAUCAAGACUGUCUUUUCCCACCUCAGGCCUCAUCCUUUCUCCAAGGAGAGCCUGAGCGAGGAGCCCGGCGAUCUGGACAACGAAGGCCUCUGCUCCCCACCCACCUCCCCCUCGGGGUCCUACAUCACAGCCGAGGGGGGCAGCUGGGCCUCUUCGGGCACGGCCAGCACCUCCCCAUCCUGUUCGCCAAACCUCAUCGCUGAGUCCGAAGCCAUGGAGGCCCCCGUGACUGAUGGGGAGUCUCUGUCGGAGCUGGAACUCGCAGAGGGCGUGUUGGGACUCCCGAGAACAUCCCGUCUGUCUCCGGAGUUGGAGGGGGAGGUGGCCUUCCACACACUGUCUUCCAGCACUUUAGUUCACUCUUUGCUUCCUGCUGAGAACAACAAGGGCGAAGAUGAGGAGGAGACGACGCCAGAGGAGGACGAAGACGACUGGGGUUCCGAGAUAGCUGCCACAAGGCUCGUCCCUUGGAAGCCUGAGCGGGCGAAGCCGUCGGGGCCAAAGAGCAGGGGCGACUUUGCUGAGGAAGCAGAGCUGAGCACCAAGGGUUUGGGCCAUGAACUCUUCAGAGGAGAGCGCUUGCCUCCUGGUGAUCCUUCGGGAGAAUGUGUGGGAUCCACUCCUUCCUCUUGUUCACUGGCUGCCUUCUCAGGGCUUUCAUUGGAGGAGCCCACGAGUCCUGCUGGGGUCCACGCCUCUGAGACCGACACAUCCAGCAGGCUGCACGAAGAGACAGUUGCUUCCUCCCCUGCGGAUGGCACGGAGAGCGCAGAAAACGAGCCCAUGAUCCCUGCGUUGCUCCUGCCGUUCCAUGGGAGCCUCAUCUUUGAGGCAGAGUCCAUGGAGAUCACGUUGUUCCCCCAAGGGGAGCCAGUAGAGAACGACGCCCUCUAUGGCGUGGAAGAUGACGACAGCACCUCUGCCUCCUUCCUGCACUCCCUCUCGGAAACCUCCAUCAACGAAGGGGUGGACGAGUCCUUUGCUUUCCAAGACGACACUUCUCAGUCCUCCGACUCGGCUUCCUACAAUGGGGAGGAAGACGAGCGGCUGUACAGCGUUGAGCAAUAUGCCGUGGUCCCAGAAGCUGCACAGCAAGAAGCAAAAUCCUCCAUGGAGGGCCCGGGGCCAGAAAUGACCCACCUGGGCAGCGAGAGUGAGAUGGAGACGUCAUCCGAUGCUUACAAUACCGAUGAGGAAGACUCCGCCGUAGGUGAAGUGCGGCCACCAGCAAAGGGGCAGUUAGGGGGGAAUGGAUCCCCCCAGGACGAGCCUGAAGAGCACAACAGAUCCCAGGAAGGACAGGCCAAAGGGAGUUUGAGCUUUGAGCUGGCCGGUGCCUCCACGUUGCAAGCUGUGCCAGAGCUGGAAGGCCCUGGGGAUUCUUCGGAAUGCUCGAGAAGUAGCAGCAGCAGCAGCGUUUCUCCCGCUGGUCAGCAGUGGGGGCCUCCUCUGGAGCAGGAAAUGGUAGCAUCUUCUGGAGGGUUUGGUCACAGGGCCGAACCGGAAGAAGACGACUCUCGAGGGGAAACGGGAUCCUCCCACAGCUCCCCGGAGCACCCGUUCUUCUCCGACACAGAAGAGGCCCCGGGCAAAGGGGUCCCUGACUCGGAGGAAUGCCUGAUUGCCUGUUUUGAUACAGAUGAUGAAGCAGAUAACCUGCCUCCUUUGGACACCCCCACGGUGAGCCAAGAGUCUGGAGAACGGACUGGCCAGGUGGGGAUGGGAGCUGCCAUCCCUCUAGGCUGGAAGCCCAGUUGGUGUGUAGAACAGACAAACCAGGAGGCUGCCAGCUCACCGGCCUUUGACAUUGGCGCCAGGCUUAAGGAAUCGGAGGAACAGCUGCUGGAACUCCUUGACCAAGAUGGUGCCUCCGAGGGAGACUCACCAGAACUGGGGACGCAGGGCGGAGGGGUGCUGGACGUUGACCCCGAGAAGGAGAGAGCUCCCUUUGUGUCCCUCCUCGGAUCCUGCGAGGCAGCCGCCUUGGAACAGCCAGAAGUGACGCGGUCAGACGAGCCAGCGGGGGAGUGCCUUCUGGCCUGUUUUGAGUCUGAAGACGAGCUAGAGGAGGCCUCGUCUCUUGAUCUGAUGAACAACAACGAGGACCACAUGGCGGUGACGUUUGCAGAGGUGGGGCCAGGUUCCCAGAUCCUCCUGGGAGUUAACGCAACACCAGAGAGCACCCUCCUACCCGCAACAGAGGUUGCCUUGGAAGCGCCAACAACUCUGCCGCAAGCAUCUCCUCACUCCCACGAGGAUGUCGAGGUAUCUGAUGAAGUCCUGGACCGGGACCUUCAUGGUGCUCGGAGAGGCUCAAGAGAAUCUGAGGUGGAGAAGCAGGAACAGGGCGAUGGUGCGCCCUCUGAACUUCUCAAACGGUGCUCAGAGACUGGGGAGACCAAAGAGCCCGAAGUGGGAGAUCCUCCACCCCGUGAGAGCAGCCCUGUGCCAAGAUCGGUAGAAACGGGCACCUGUGCGGAUGAAGCUCGAGAGGGAACCAGAGAGUGCGGCAAGGGCAAGGACGGGCUGGAAGCAGAAGUUCCUGCAGCCGCCGGCGAGCCUACUGAAAUGUUGGAGGAGAAACAGCAAGUCCUGUCAACCUCGGCCUCCUCAGACCAAGAUUGGGAUACCCCAUCGGAGGAGGAGGAGGAGGAGGAGGUGGCCACCUCAGAAUUUGAAAGUGAAGAAAGCAUCAAGGCGGACUUAGUUUCUGAGAUCCCAGCUGCGGAAGCUGCCUGCCAGGUAGACCCACUUGACGCUAAGCGCUUAAUCUUGGAGGCCCCGGGUCUGUCGGAUUCAGGGCCUCCCGAGGCUCAAGCUCCCCACAGGACCUUUGCACAGUCCAGCCUGAGAGAUGACAACAUGAAUUUGGUGCAGGUGCUGGACAGCGAAGCUACGGAUGAACUGCCAGCGGAGAGGACCAGUGGCCACGUGCCAUCCCCAAGCAAAGAGCCUGAGGUGGCGAUCCCCACCGCUGUGGCUAACUUGGCCACCGGUGAGCCAGCUGGUGGAAGGAGAGAGCCCACUGAAUGGCCGCUGCUUGGGAGCACCCAGGUUCCAGAGCCCCGGACAGACGCCAGAGAUGCUGAACCUCCCGUUCCACAAGGACCUGAGGCUGACAGUACUGAGGAGCGGAAAGAAGCAGCUGAAGAUCUGCUUGCGUCAGCAGACAACUGUGUUUUGGACACCGACGCUCCAAUCGCUGGAGCUCCUGCAGGAAAGGUAGCCGAACCUUCUGCAGUCCGGGCGGGGGACCUGCCCAGAGGAGGCCUGCAGUUAGAAAAGAAGACUUUUGCUCAGGCUUUGCUUCAAGGUCUCACGCCAGCUUUGGAUGCAGAGGUCACAUGGCAGGGAAAAGUAGCAGUAAGUUCUUCCCCAGAGCUCCCCGAUGUCUCCUCGCCGCACUCGUAUACAGACUCCAGCUUUUUCACAGCGGCUGAAUACAGCUCUAGUGAGACUGUUGUGCUGGCUACAUCUCCAGACUUCGAGAGCGGAGAUCCAUCGUCUCCUGAGCAAGCCAAGGGCAGCCCGGCAUAUGUAGUGGAGGAGAGCCCCCCUCCACAGGAACAGCAGGCAGCCACCCCUGCGCUGGAGCAACUUGUCUUUGAGACGCAACAGUUGGCUGCGGCGACAGAGGGACCUUCCCAGCCCAGCAUGGCCCUGUGCCUGCAUCACACAGCCCUUGCGGACGCAGCUGGCUCAGCCACCUCACGGCGUGCGAAGGCCCAAAGCGGGGAUGCACUCUCCAUGUUGAAUAAUAGCCAGCAUCUUUUCUUUGCUUCUGAGGAGGAGAUAUUCCUGAGUGAGCCCCACGCUGCUCAACGAGACCUUUCCCGUGCAGAAGUGGCGCGUGCGGGUGCUGCAGACUGUUCAGGGGCUACGAACAUUGGCCCAGCCGUGGCUGAUUCUGAAACUGUUGCUCCGGAGGGCUUGCCAGACACUCAUAGCCAGUUCGAACCAUCUGGUGCCUUGCGGCAGAGUUCUGCUCCAGUAGCGGAGCCUUCAGCUGUCCUCACGGAUCAGCAACAAAUAACCAACAUGUUGCAAGGAUCCUUUGGGAGCCUGACGGAGCAGAGAGUGGGGGGCACGGGUCUCAAGAGCAGCCUGCUGGUAGCAGAAGCACAAAGCCUUCUUGGCAGCCUUAAGGAGAGGUCCUCUGGAAAAGCCACACCUGACCGAACGGAAGGAAGGGGUUCAGAAGAGCUCGACGCUCCGACUUCUCCCAGCGACACCCCUGCCGAUCAAGACCGUGAUGCCUCUCCGCCUUCUGUGGAAGCAAGAGGUGAAGACGAGCUGGAGACGGAGGGACUGGAAACUGCACCUGAAACGGAAGAUGCUCCCCCAUCUUCAGGGGAGACCCCGGUGGAUGGCCACCAGCUGGUAACAUCUGGACCAGAAGAAGCAGCGCAGCCUGGCGAAGAAGGGGCCUUUUUGCUCAACAAAGAUGAUGUGGAAGAUGUUGCCGUUGGUGGACCUCCUUCUCCAAGUUUGCCUGAAGAAAUGCCCCCCCGAGUUCUGGACGCUGAUUUAUCAGCAGAAGAGGGAACUAAGGAGGCACUGGAAGAGACUAGAUUAGAAAACGCCGUAGCAGAAGCUAGCAGCCCAAUGAUGACGGAGAGUGAUGAGGAAGCGGAAGCAAAAGCGGUGCCCUCUGGUCUUGUUAGAAGCAUGGACCCCCCUGCCCUCGAUUCUGCCACUUUGCUCCCUUUAAGCUCCCCCGUCCCUCUGCCGCAGGCCCCUCCUCCACCCAAAGCUCCACCAGAAGCUCCUCUUCUUGCGCCUUCUCCAGCUCCCUUGCAAACAGACCUGCCUGCAUCCCCUCCCUUGGAGCUGGCUUCCGCCUCACCACCUCUUUCUCCUGGCUCAGAGUCCCAAGAAGUGCCUGGUGUGUCACUGUUAGCGGUGCUGCCACCACCUCCCUCAGAGAGGCUCCCCCAAGGUCCAGCUGCUACCUCCUGGCUUCCCACCUCUUCUGCAAGCCCUGAGGAGGAAUCUGCUCCCGCUGAAGAGACCCUCUUCCACCUGCGAGACUCCAGGAAGCCCCCAGCGGAAGUUCUUCAGAGUACCAGACCUCCAGUGCCCUGCCGAGACCAGCUUCCCAGUACCAAGGAUUCCAGAGGCCGGAAACGCUUGCCUGGGAAUAAAGACUCCAGAGCGAAGGACUCCCUCUCCGCUGGAGAGAAGAGAGCUGAUCGUGGGCCCCCGCAGCUGGACUCCAGCUCCUCCAGUGAGCGGGAGCUGUCGUAUCGCUGCCCAGAGAUCGAGAGCCUCAGGGAAGCCACUGGGGUGGUACUCCUGGAGGAGGAGAAGCCCUUGGUGGACAGGGGAAGCCGUGACGCCAACCACAAAGAGUCCUGCAAUGAUUCGGAAAGCAAUGAAGGGUCUCUGCCUGAACUGGAGGAGCCUGAGGUUUCAGAACCACGGACAGCUCAGACGCAGGCACAGCUAACACACUCCUUGGGAACUGGUGAAGAAUCCAUCAGCAAAGCGAAACAGAGCCGGAGUGAGAAAAAAGCACGGAAGGCCAUGUCCAAACUAGGGCUGCGGCAAAUCCAUGGGGUCACCAGGAUCACAAUCCGCAAAUCGAAGAAUAUCUUGUUUGUGAUAACCAAGCCGGAUGUCUUCAAAAGCCCAGCUUCCGAUAUCUAUAUAGUCUUUGGAGAGGCCAAGAUUGAAGACCUUUCGCAGCAAGUGCAUAAGGCUGCUGCCGAGAAGUUCAAAGUCCCCAUGGAGCACUCGCCUUUGAUCACCGAAACUGCCCCCACCCUCACGAUCAAGGAGGAGAGCGAGGAGGAAGAGGAGGUGGAUGAAACGGGUCUGGAGGUGAGAGAUAUUGAACUGGUCAUGGCGCAGGCGAAUGUGUCGCGACCCAAAGCAGUGCGGGCACUUCGGCACAACAACAACGAUAUUGUCAACGCCAUCAUGGAGCUGACUAUGUAGCGACCGGCUGGCAGGCCCCCCAGCCUCUGCCCCCCCUUCUGUAUAGAUGCACAGUUACUCCUAUCCAAUACAGCUGUUGUUCAUUAGGACUGCAAAUGACUAGUCCCGAUUCUCCUGCAUUGAUGCUGC